Messenger RNA from Procambarus clarkii (red swamp crayfish), 4251 nucleotides. Its product is annotated as broad-complex core protein isoforms 1/2/3/4/5. Lineage: Eukaryota; Metazoa; Arthropoda; Malacostraca; Decapoda; Cambaridae. Gene Ontology annotation, molecular function: protein binding. The record is from RefSeq and is a predicted model, not a curated record. Gene Ontology annotation, cellular component: nucleus. Gene Ontology annotation, biological process: regulation of transcription by RNA polymerase II.
CACCCCUGGUCCACCAUAAACAAAGGUAUCGUACAUUUCCUCACUCGGGCAGCUGCUACUUCCACGAAAACUAGUGAAAGUGAAGAGUCUUUAGCCGGCGUGUGUCACUCUGAGUGAGUGGGAGGGAGGAGGACGAGUAAUCACCCAGGCCGAGUAACGUGAACUGAUACUUGCACCAAGAUGAAUGACAGAAUGCUUGUUCUGUCGUGGAAGAACCACAGCUCCACAUUCUCCAGUGUCAUUUCUACUCUUCGAGAAAAGGAGAAUUAUACUGAUGUAACUGUAGCAUGUGAAGGCAAGUUCUACCCUGCACACAAGUUAGUACUAGCAGCAUGCAGUGAAUAUUUUGAAGAAAUAUUCCAGCAAACAUCGUGUAAGCAUCCAGUCAUUGUGCUCAAAGAUAUUACUUGCAAAGAUGUGAAUGCCCUGUUUAGUUACAUGUAUCAAGGAGUUGCAAGUGUGUCUCAGAAUGACCUGACAAGUCUUCUCAAAGCUGCCGAGUCACUGAGAGUUAAGGGCUUGGCCGUACCGGAUGGGCUUCCCUCGCACGCCACUGAGACUCGGCCUGGUAGUAGCUUGAGCAAUGACGUGGCAAGUCCAAAACCUAAAAAAAGAAAAAAAGAAGAGAAUAUUUCCCCAGUACCUGUAAAUGAUGAUGCAACUUUCAGCAGUAAUAAGAUCCAAGAAAGCUGCUCCCAAUCCGACACAUCGUAUAAUCAUGAAUCAAGACGGACCUUGGAGGAGGAACAGAUCACCGGGGAAGGAGAAGAGGGAGUAAAUGGAGUCAACACCUCAGUUAAUGCUGCAGAUCACUUGGCUGUCGGUAAUAAUAAUCAAAUAGCUCGCAAGUCUGAGUUGGAAUGCACUCCAGAUAUGCCAUUUAAGGAUAUAUUUAAUGAGACUGCAGUGAAGGAAGAGAUAGUGGACAGCCCUGAAGACAGAGCAGACUUGUCAUACAACAGUGAAAUAGAUUACCAUGCUUUAUCUGAUGGUGGUGGACAAGUGGGUGAAAGUGAAGGAGGAGGCCUAGAGGAUCACAUGACACAAGGUUAUCACCCCAAGUAUGAGGCACCAGAUGUAAAUGAGAGGAAUGUGUCGCAGGAUACCCCAGGAUAUGUUGGCUCUCUUCCCUCGGACACCAGUGAUCACCACAACCCAGGACCUUCCAGGAUGUCUCAAAACAUAGUUGAUGGCUAUGAUGGAUUCAUGGGACUAGAGAGCUACAGCUGUGACACCCAGCAGGAAUUGUACAAUCAGCUAGCGAGCCACCUGAGCCUGCAGAACCACCCGCCCCACCAAGCGAUGAUACAAAAUAACAGUAAUGAGCUGUUCCGGCACAGAGGUAGACCUCCAAAAGAUUCGUCUCAGAUGUACUCGGAAAAGAAGAUGCAUCGCUGUACACACUGUAAUUACUCCACACCCUGGCACUCUGUCUUCAUUAGACAUUGCCGUAGACACUCUGGGGAAAAGCCAUUUUCUUGUGCGUUUUGCCCAUUUCGCUCUAGUCGCAAAAGUGUGGUAAAUCGACACUGCAUGAGUAAACAUUCACAAGUUGAUGCUGUUUAAAAGUUAUUAGCUUAAUUUAUUCAUUGUUGUUGCUCUGCUGGUCUGACAUACCCCAGGUUGUGAAUCCAUUUAUCCGGUUUGUAAGGAUGUGAUAAAACUGAUCCUAUGAGGUCUGCAGUCCUUCCGGUGAUUUUGUGUGUCAAGAUAUAUGUUAAGCAAAGCUUAUUGAAUUUGCAUUUUUUAACAUUUGACCGGUUAUUUAGGUGAUCAUUCCCGAUUAAUUUUAUAAUUUUUUCAGAGAUAAUUUAUAUCCUUUGCCAGUAUUGUUAUAUUUAGAGAUUGUUUACAGUAUUGAUGGUAGUAUUGUGUGGUUUGUAUUUAUUGCAUAUAGUCUGUACCUCUGUUGCUUCAUUAGAAGCAUUUUAGUUAUCCAAAACUAAUAUCUUAUUAAAAGGUCAGUAAUCACACACUUGUCUUUGAUGAAAUGUGUAACUUUUAAUGUUUUUGAUUAAUACAGUACAGUCUUGUAUAUAAAGUGCAUAUAUACCCAUUUUUUCCAUCAUGUGGUUUUUGUUUAGUGACUAAUAAUUUAAAUUGCAUUAAAUAAUUUAACCACACGUCAUGCAAAGAAAAUCAUGAUUUGGCUUCCUCCUCCCACCCACCAACUCUCAUAACCACUGCAUGCACACACACACACACUCUCUAACCCACUCAUUCUCCUCCUCUCCCAUGCACACACCCAUUAUCUAACCCACUCAUUCUCCUCCUCUCUAGUGCACAUGCCCACUUUGCCUUGUGGCGAGUCAGAGGAUCAGGACUUGGUCAGAGACCAGGCCUUGGUCUUUGACCAAGUCUCCUGGUUUGUGGUCUGAUCAACCAGACUGUUGGAUGCAGCUGCUUACAGCCUGAUGUAUGAAUCACAGCCUGGUUGAUAGGUAUCCUUUGGAGGUGUUUAUCGAGUUUCCUCUUGAACACCAGGAGAUGCCAGCCAGUUGUGCCCCUUUUGUGUGGGGGAAGCGAGUUGAAACAUUUUGGCCCUUUGUUGUUGAAAAAGUUCUCUCUCGGCAUACAUAUUGCACCUCUGCUUUUCAAUGGGGCUAUUUUUGCACAUCCUUCCUGCUUCUUGGUCUUGUGUAAUAUUUCCAAGUGCAGUGUUAGAGACAAUACCUACAAUUAGUAAUUAUUAUGUAUCCCACCUGCACUUUUAGAGAAUAUAGUUAAAAAAUUUAAUUAGUUCCAAUAAUUUGGAUGCGUUAUAAAUUGGAUUCUAGCAGAAAAGGUUCUUUUCAUGCUCUCCAGGUCUACAAUUUCUCCAGUUUUGAACGGGGCUGUUAUUUUGCAGUAGUGUCUUGAAAAGUAUCGUUGUAUGGAAUCUCUUGUUUGAAAGGUUCUUGUUAUCCAACCUGUCAUUUUUCUUGCAGUAAUAACAACUCCUUUGUGUUCUUUAGCUCCUGCACUGUGCAUUGACUGGUGGUGCACAUAGUGCUUUAAGGUGUUUUUAGGUACAGUAUAGUGAAGCAUUCAAAACUUGUGCGGGUACAUAGGGCUCGCAUCCUGUGCCUCAGGACUCCAGUAAUCGGGUGUCUUCUUGAGAGAAAAAUAUAAAAUCAUCUACUUUCCUCAACAAGAGCCUCAGUGCUGCCAGAGCAACCAAGGCUGGUGCACACAGCAGCUCAUAGCACCACUGCACAAGUCAGGGCCACACCAUCAGGGGAUGAUUCAUAAUGAGGCAAAAUAAUUGGUUAAUUAUUUUAUUCAUUGAUAGUGUCAUAGAUGAUCCUGACUGCAAUGAAAUUUAGGUAUGUACAGGGUUCAGUUAUCAGUGAAGAUAAUGCUAGUUAUGAUUGAUGAUCACAGCAGGAGACAGACAUUCACAGCCAAGGUUUCAUGAAUCUAUACAUCAUGCAACGUGAUGUCAUGUUCCUUUAGAAAAUAAAUAUGAAUCAUUUUCCACAAAAUUAUGAGAAUCAUGAGAAAAUGACAGGAAUCUGAUGAUAAUAGCAGUGUUUGUAGUAAUAAUAAUAGCAAUGUGUGUAGCAUACUUCUGGGGUUAGCUGAUCGUAGCUUGUUGCUUUAUACUGUGCUAAGAUUGUAUUAUGACAUGCACCAGCAUUACUUUAUGGUUUGUUAUUGUUUAUAAAAAGUUAUAUAUUGUAUAUCAUGUGUAUAUAGUGUAACAUCAAAAACACUGUUUUAUUAAUCUAAGAAUAUAAUAUGCAUGCAACAAGAUAGUGGCAUCAUAUGUUUUACCAUGGCAGUGUUCCACACAUUUAACCAAAAACUUUUAAAUAAUUAUAAAUAUCUUUGCAGCAUCCCCCACCACAGUGUUUGGCAAUAUUCAGCUGUUGACAGCACAUGCCCUACUUCCUCAUUCCAAGUAUGUUACAGAUAAAUUUUUGUUUUUCCUGUGAUCAUGCAUUUUAGAGGGAAUGCAUUUUAACAAUAUUAGAAUGAAAUUUUUUUUUGGGGGGGAGAGGGGGGCAAUUUUCUGUGCACAAACGACAUGUCAUCUUAAACUAUGGCGCAGUGCAGCGGUUAAAGAUAGGGUCUUCUAACGAUUACUCCCAGAUCUUUUACAUUGCUUUUUCAUUCUAUAGUGUGAUUUGACUGCAUUUUAUGUGGCUUCUGAUUUUAUAUUUUUCAAUAGUACAGGGGCUGAAACUUACCUUCAUUAAACAUAUAAAAUGUGGCCCAUUGAAGGGCCUGUUUUACAUCAGAUAGGAGGUAUGCUGUGUCCUCUGUAUU